Messenger RNA from Rotaria sp. Silwood2, 3549 nucleotides. The record is from the annotation of a GenBank genome assembly. NCBI's taxonomy places the organism in Eukaryota, Metazoa, Rotifera, Eurotatoria, Philodinida, Philodinidae.
AUGGAUGAUGAUGAUGAUCAUCGAGAAGCACAAAUUCGUCCAUUAGCUGGAACUACACGUCUUCGUUUAUGUGCUGGUCAAGUUUGUGUUAGUGUUGCUUCAUGUGUUAAAGAAUUAAUAGAAAAUAGUCUUGAUGCACAUAGUACACGUUUACAAUUGACAUUUAUUGCACAUGGUGCUGAUCUUAUUGAACUUGUUGAUAAUGGUGAUGGAAUUGCUGAACAUGAUUUUGAAAAAAUUGGACUUCGAUAUCAUACAUCAAAAUUAUGUCAAUAUGAAGAUCUUGAACAUGUAAAUACAUAUGGAUUUCGUGGUGAAGCUUUGUCAUCAAUUUGUAUUUAUGCUGAUGUAACAAUUAUUACACGUCAUGCAUCAGCAUCAAUAGGAACAAAACUAGUAUUUGAUGGUGAAGGUCAAGUUAUUUCACGUACUCCAUUUCCUCGAGAAAUUGGUACAACAGUAUCAAUUCGUUCAUUAUUUAGUCGUUUCCCUGUUCGUCGUACUGAAUUACGUACACAUUCAAAACGUGAAUUUUCUCAAGCAUUAAAUAUCGUACAAUCAUUUGCAAUUAUAUCACGACAAAUUCAAUUUUUUCAAAUAUUAUCAUCAUCCGAUAAUCAUCCACCAACACAUCCAUUAUUAACAUUAACUCCAUCAACUUCAUUAAAAGAUACAUUAGCACAAAUAUUUGGACAAAAAAUACUUGAUAGUAUUAUACAUAUUGUUGAUAAUGAAGAUAAUCAAAAUAGAGAGUUUAAAUUCGAUGGUUUUAUUUCUCGACCUCAACAUGGUUCUGGUCGUUCAUCAACUGAUCGACAAUAUCUUUAUGUAAAUAAUCGACCUAUUGAUUGUGCACCUUUAUUACGAACAAUAAAUGAUAUAUAUCGACAAUUUAAUCCAAAUCAAUAUCCACUUGUUUUCGAUGGUUUUAUUUCUCGACCUCAACAUGGUUCUGGUCGUUCAUCAACUGAUCGACAAUAUCUUUAUGUAAAUAAUCGACCUAUUGAUUGUGCACCUUUAUUACGAACAAUAAAUGAUAUAUAUCGACAAUUUAAUCCAAAUCAAUAUCCACUUGUUGUAUUAAGUAUUGAAGUACUCGAUCGAAGUACACUUGAUGUUAAUUGUACACCAGAUAAACGAACUGUUUUUAUUGAACAUUUAUCAAAUAUGUGCGAUCAAAUUCGAAAUAUUCUUAAUAAAUUAUUUGAAACAAGUAGUAAUGUUUAUGUUAUAUCAAAUAAAAGACAACAAGAAACAAUAGAAAAUCAUGAUAUUCCAACACCACCUAUAAAACAAAUGAAAAUUGAACGUUUUGUUAAAAAACCUUCACAAUCUUCUGAUAUUCCAAUUUUGACUACUAGUAAUCCUUUAUCGAAAUUUUCUGGUCCUUUCAAUGUGAUUCGUAGUGAAAAAUCGAGUCUAUCUUCAUCAAAUUUAUCAACACAAGAUCGAACAUUAUUUACAUUUGAAUCAUAUCCUAUUGCAAAAAGUAGUGAAUCAAGCAUUCCAAAUGAUGAUCAAGAUGAAGAUGAAGAUGAAGAUGAAGAUGAUCCACAUGUUGUUACUUUAGUGCAUGGUAGUCCAUCAAAAAAAGAUUUUCUAGAUAAAAUUAAACAACUUAAACAAAACGAUAUAACAGAAGAAGACGAAAUUGAAAUACCAGUUUCUACUGAUCAUGAUUUACAAAUGUAUACAUCAACACCAAUUGUUAAAGAAAAAUCUCAACCAAUCGAACAAUUCGAAAGUAUUAAAGUAACAUCAUAUAAGUCAUGUGAAAUUAAAGUUAAAUUCAGUAUGAAUAAACUUAAAGAAAAAUAUCGAUCAAUGACUGAAAAAGAUGACAUAUCAUCAGCAAUAUCAGAUCAUCGUUUUAAUAUUCACAUUGAAGAAGAUCAAAAUGACGAAGCUGAAGAUGAAUUAAGACGACAAAUUGAUAAAACUGAUUUUGAAAGAAUGCAUAUAAUUGGACAAUUUAAUCGUGGUUUUAUACUUGUUACACUUGUUGAUCAUUCAUCACAAUUAUUUAUUGUUGAUCAACAUGCAGCUGAUGAAAUAUAUAAUUUUCAUCGUCUUUAUGAACAAACAAUUGUUAGUCGACAACCACUUCUUCAUCCAAAAUCCAUACCACUUGAUCCAUCUCGACAAGUUCUUCUUCAACAACAUUUAGAUUUAUUUAAUCGUCUUGGAUUUGAUAUUGAAAUUGAUGAAAAUGAAACACGUAUUGAUCGUCGUUGUCGUAUUCUUUCCUAUCCAACAGUAUCUGGUGCUCAAUCAUGUGUAUUUGGUAUUGAUGAAAUUGAUGAAAUACUUUCACAUUUAAAUGAUACAAGUCAAAAAAUAUGUCAAGAAGAACAACACUAUGAAUCAUCUCGAUUACGAAAAGUAUUUGCAUCGAAAGCUUGUCGAAUGUCAAUUAUGAUUGGUACUGAUUUAACACGAAAACAAAUGAUAAAUGUUGUUCAACAUCUUGGUCAAUUAGCUAAACCAUGGUCUAGUUCAGAAGAGCAACAUAUUAUUUCAAAUAGAAUAGACAAAGUGCCCAAAUUUAUAUGUAAUGAAAGAGCAUUUUUCAAUAAUCAAACCAACUCAUUUGAUAAAACAUAUACGUAUAGUUACGACGGAUUUAAUUGUAAAACAUCUUUACCUAAAAUUCCAAAUGAAAAUCAAAUAACAUCAACAUUAUUAUCAAUCAGACAUUUAGUUCUUCGAAUUGCAGUGUUUUACGAACGUAAAACAACAACAGAAAUGGUCUUUGGCAGUGGUUGUUUGAUAACUAAUAAACUUUUGUUAACAUCUGGUCAUACAUUUGAUCCAAUACAAUGGGGUACUGAUAAAGUAUCUUAUUCUAAAAUAUUAGUAGCUUUUUGUGAUCCUGUUCCUGAUACAGUUUUUUCGUUUCUAAAUCCUCAUCAAACUGUAUAUCAAGCUAAAAUAAUUCAACGUGGUAUAGUAGAGGACCACAUUACUGAUUAUACUGAAAUCAAAGAUAAUUAUACAGAUCUUGCUUUACUUGAAUUAGAUAAUGAAGUAGAAAAUGUAACAAUGGAUCAAUAUUUUGAUCCCAAAUUCGAUUUAAAAUCAUCAAAACUCGUUGAUGUUCUACUAAAUUCAAAACUGUAUCUCAUUGGGUACAACGGGGAAUUAAUUGAUCAAGAUGAAUUAAAACCUUAUCAAUAUUUGAAAGAUUUCAACGAUUUAACAAUCGACAAGCUGAAUAUUUAUCAUAACGUUAAUUACAAAUCUAUUUCCAUAGGAAAUCUUAUAAAAGAAGCAUCUGAAAGUGAUCAAUACUCUUUACAUAACUGCAGUACCUUAUCUGGUUCUAGUGGUUCAAUUAUACUGAACUGCUACGGAAGUUUGGCCGGUAUUCAUAUUGGUAUAAAUAACUUUCGAAAAGGAAGAGAAAAUGAUAUCUUUUUUAAUACAGAAACAUAUAAUAAAUAUGUUUCAAUUAAAUCAAAUCAAUUUCGAACAUUUAUUCGUGAAACAGUUUUACCAAAUAUCAAACAUGAUGAAUUAGUAAAAAAAUGGCUACUUGAUUCUAAAUGA